ACAGACAUUCGCGACGAUUAGACUGUUAUCACGAACGCCAACGACUGGACGAGAUAUCGUUACGCGCAUCUACCUACACGAUACAAGAGAUCAUAACACACAACACAAUGAGCGCAUCACCAGACAACGCCGCCAAUGGCGCAAACGCAUCCUCCGUCAACGAAGCCCGCGACCCCUCUGGUUUCUUGAGUCAAAUCAUCGGCGCACCCGUCACUGUCAAGUUGAACUCUGGAGUCGUUUACAGAGGUGAACUGCAAUCAGUCGAUGGAUACAUGAACAUCGCCCUCGAACAAACAAAAGAGAUUGUCGACGGCAAGAUGAGAAGGAAUUAUGGAGAUGCCUUUGUGCGCGGUAACAACGUCAUGUACAUCUCAGCCGACUCAUAGAAAGAGCCACCAUGCGACACCCCCCGCUAUCGUAGAGCAAGUCUUCAAGAUAUCGGUGCAUACCGAAUCAAUAGGCGCGUUGAAGGCUGGAUCCGAAAGAGUGCCCAGCCUGCAAACAAGAACAUGAGCUGGUCUAACGGGACGAAGGCAACGGGCCUUCCUGGAAUCGACAGAUCUGAUAUCAAAUGGGAGAAAGCUCAGCAAGCGUACAAGUAUGAGGCACAAACGGAGGCUCAUGCUAUUCACGCAGCGCAAGAGAGGUUGAGAAUGCGGCAGCGUGGUGCUCGGUGGAUGUGAUAUGGGCUUGCGCCUGUUGCUUUUGUCCGUACUGCUACAAACAACACCCUCACUUCGAUUCUCUCUUUUCAUAAUAAGCAUAUCCUCAUCCUCUCAUCUUCUCAAGUUCUGCCGGCCAAAGCAUCUUUGACAGUAGUCAACAGACUCUCAGCGCCCUUUUGAGGGAUCUUGGUCGUCCAUGCU
Molecule: messenger RNA, 866 nt
Organism: Aureobasidium pullulans EXF-150
Lineage: Eukaryota; Fungi; Ascomycota; Dothideomycetes; Dothideales; Saccotheciaceae
Product: Sm-like ribonucleo protein
Exons: 3
Coding region: 108-386 (92 amino acids)
Biological process (GO): mRNA splicing, via spliceosome; maturation of SSU-rRNA
Cellular component (GO): U6 snRNP; U4/U6 x U5 tri-snRNP complex; sno(s)RNA-containing ribonucleoprotein complex
Molecular function (GO): RNA binding
Source: RefSeq, a predicted model, not a curated record